AUGUCGUCGAGGACGACCGCGGGGUCCCGGGCCGCCCCUGGCGGCGGCGGAGGCCGGAAGAAGGCGCCGGCUAGUGGCACGACAUCAGCGCCCAGGCACAUGAGGAUGAUCCAGGAGAAGCUGGCUCGCGCGCGCGAGGAGGAGCGGCGCGCUGAGGAGAGGCGCCGGGAGGAGGAGGAGCGGCGCGCGGAGGAGGAGCGGAGGGCGAGGGAGGAGGCAGAGAGGCAGGCCGAGGUGGAUAGGAGGCUUCGGGAGGAGAAGCGGCGGAAGAGGCAGGAGGAGGCCAAGAAGCGCGGGGAGCGGGAGGAGAAGCUCCGGAUGGAGGCCGCGCGGAGGCGGCUCUUCGUCGCCGUUGCUGAUGCCACCGGCGGUGAUGGAGGACUGAAAGAGGAGCAAGCAGAGGAAAAGCAGGUGACUUCUGCUGCUCCAAUUUCUAACCCAAUCAGUUUAUUGGAAGAUAUUGGGGAAGAUUUGGUCUCUAUCCUUGAGGAUGAAGGUCAAGGCAAUGGGGUUGACAUGGAGCUUCGUGCACCGAUAUGUUGCAUCCUUGGGCAUGUGGAUGCCGGAAAGACAAAGCUGCUUGAUUGUAUUCGGCGAAGCAAUGUGCAGGGUGGGGAGGCUGGAGGAAUCACGCAGCAGAUUGGUGCCACCUACUUACCUGUUGAGAAUAUCAGGGAGAGGACCUCCCUUAAAGCUGAGACCAUGGAGUCCCUUGAUCUUUUGAAACACCGCAAUGUGAGGUUUAUUGUUGCCUUGAACAAAGUUGAUCGGCUAUAUGGUUGGAAGACCUGUAUCAAUGCACCAAUAGCAAAAGCCCUUAAGAACCAAACUGAUGAUGUACAAAGAGAAUUCAAAUGGAGGGUUAUAACACAACUUAUGGAAAAGGGUUUCAACGCUGCCCUGUAUUAUGAGAACAAGAAGCUGAAGCAAGUGGUCAAUAUUGUCCCAACCAUCGCUGUAAGCGGUGAAGGCAUUCCAGACCUACUUUUGCUUCUGGUGCGAUGGGUGCCAAAAAUAAUGAUGGAGAGACUGACAUAUGUCAAUACUGUGCAGUGUACUGUGCUGGAGGUCAAUGAAGAUAAGGACUUUGGAACAACAAUUGAUGUAGUGCUGAUUAAUGGUGCACUUCGGAAAGGUGAUCGAAUUGUUGUCUGCACCAAACGGGGGCCUGUCACAACCAAUAUAAGGUACUUGUUGACUCCUCCAAUGAAAGAACUCAAAGUUAAGGGAGUAUACAGGCAUCACGAGGAGCUUAAAGCUGCUCAAGGGGUUAAAAUUGCAGUACGAGGGCUGCAACAUGCUAUGGCAGGCACUUCUCUCAUUGUGGUAAAGCCGGGGGAUGAUAUGGAACGAGCUGAAGCUGCAGCAAUGCAAGAAAUCAGCAAGGCCAUCAGCCUCAUCAACGAGGAUGAAAGGGGCCCAGUCCACAAGCAGGAUGUCAUGAAAGCAACUGCCAUGCUGAAGAGGAAAGAAGAGUAUGUAGCUAUCUUGGCCUUUGAUGUCAAAGUAAUGCCUGAGGCUUUUGAACUUGCAGCUGAAUCGGGGGUGAAGAUUUUUAUGGCUGAUACAGUAUACAAGCUUGUUGAUAGUUUUACUGAUCACAUUAAUAAAUUGAAAGAAGAGAUGAAGAAGCAAUGUGCAGCUGACGCAGUGUUCCCAUGCACCCUUAGGAUUCUUCCAAACCGUGUCUACCAUAGCAACGAUCCAGUUGUUUGUGAUGUUGAAGUUCUGGAAAGCAUUGUCAAGGUGGGAACCCCUAUUUGUGUUUGUGUUCAAAGUAAGGAUAGCAGUGCUGAUGUGAUUCAUGCCCUUGGGAGGAUCUCAUCAAUGAAAACAUCCAAUGGCAUGCAGAUCAAUUCUGCCAGUAAUGGAAUUGUGUCAUUAAAGAUAAUUGGAGAGAAUCCUCAGGAGAGGUCCCGGGUGUAUGGACGCCAUUUUAACUCUGACAAUGAGCUGCUCAGCCAAAUCUCUAGGAAAUCCAUUGAUGUGCUGAAAGAGUACUAUCGGGAUGAGAUGAGCGAUGAAAACUGGCAACUGAUCCGCAGGCUAAAGAAACAAUUGGGGAUCCCCUUAAUCCUUUGA
Messenger RNA from Miscanthus lutarioriparius, 2082 nucleotides. NCBI's taxonomy places the organism in Eukaryota, Viridiplantae, Streptophyta, Magnoliopsida, Poales, Poaceae. The record is from the annotation of a GenBank genome assembly.